AUGACUGGUCCUCCAUCACUGUUGAUAGAGGAUUACCUACGGGAAGCGGAUUUUUGGCAUGUGGAAAUGAUAGGCCGGGGGUGUAAGUUGGACCCGAAACUUAUUAGCGCGUUGAUAGAAAGGUGGAGACCCGAGACGCACACAUUUCAUCUUCCAUGUGGAGAGUGCACUAUCACUUUGGAAGACGUGCAUUUGCAAUUAGGAUUGCCGGUGGACGGGGACGCAGUCACUGAAUCUGUUCAUUCUGCUGAUUGGGGAGCAGUAUGUUACGAGCUUUUGGGUGCUAUUCCGGAUAAUAUUAACGGAGGUCGGAUCGAGAUGGACUGGUUACGAGACACAUUUCCGAAGCCGGAUGAUGAUUCUACCGAACUAGAAAAAAUUCGAUAUGCUCGAGCAUACAUUCUUCAGAUAAUUGGAGGUUAUCUGAUGCCGGACUUGUCACGAAACCUUGUACAUCUGAGAUGGCUGCUGAAACUUGUUGAUUUUAGAGCAGCUGGUGAAUUUAGUUGGGGGUCUGCCGUGUUGGCAACACUGUACCGGGAGAUGUGCGGGGCUACGCGACCUAAUAAAGCAAAAAUCGGAGGUGGAACCAUUUGGCAAGUUAUGCUCGAUUACCUACCUGCCUUGAAGAUAUACGGUUCUAAUAGAGCAACGGUCGGAAGCACAAGUCCCAUUGGUCAACUUUGCUAUUGUGGAGAUGCACCAAUCAGACAGAGUAUUACGGCAAUUUGGAUUCCGACAACCGAUUCUUGUGGCACCUGA
Gossypium arboreum is the source of this 762-nucleotide messenger RNA. RefSeq names its product serine/threonine-protein phosphatase 7 long form homolog. The coding region runs from base 1 to 762 and encodes 253 amino acids. The record is from RefSeq and is a predicted model, not a curated record. NCBI's taxonomy places the organism in Eukaryota, Viridiplantae, Streptophyta, Magnoliopsida, Malvales, Malvaceae. The transcript is spliced from 3 exons. Gene Ontology annotation, biological process: meristem development; meristem maintenance.